AUGUGGAACGGAGAGACUCCGUAUUGGCACGGACAAGAAGACAUUGUCAUCUCCGGUGUCUCCGGAAGAUUCCCACAAUCCGAAAAUGUCAAGGAAUUCGGAGACAAGCUCCUCGCCGGAGAGGACUUGGUCACCGAGGACGACAGUCGCUGGCCGCCGGGCUACUACGAUCUGCCCAAGCGCCACGGAAAGCUGAAGGAGCUCAAGAAAUUCGACGCCUCUUUCUUUUCCGUCACGCCGAAACAGGCCAACUACCUCGACCCGCAGGUCCGAAAAUUGCUCGAGGUCACCUGGGAGGCUCUCGUCGAUUCCGGAAUCGACCCGGCCCAGCUCCGCGGCACCAACACCGGAGUGUUCGUCGGAUGCUCGGCUUCCGAGACUGGAGGAGCCCUCACACAGGAUCCGGAAACCGUAACCGGAUACACAUUGACGGGAUGCGUGCGGUCGAUGUUCUCGAACAGAAUCUCGUUCACAUUCGACUUCCGCGGCCCCUCAUUCUCCGUGGACACGGCCUGCUCCUCGUCGCUGCUCGCCCUCCAGCUGGCCGUCGAUGCCAUCCGACAAGGCCAAUGCGACUCGGCCAUUGUCGCCGGAGCCCACUUGACCCUCACGCCGACGGCCGCCCUCCAGUUCUUGCGCCUCGGCAUGCUCUCAGACAAGGGCUCUUGCCGCUCGUUCGACGAGUCGGGCGACGGCUACUGCCGUACCGAAGGCGUCGCUGCCAUCCUUCUGCAGCGCAAAUCUAAGGCUAACCGUGUCUACGCCACCGUCUUGCACGCCAAGUCCAACACGGACGGAAACAAGGAACAGGGCAUCACCUUCCCAUCGGGUGAGCGCCAGGCCCAGCUCCUUGAAGAAGUCUACUCCGAAGCCGGAGUCGACCCCAACACCGUCUACUAUGUGGAAUCCCACGGAACUGGUACCAAGGUCGGUGACCCACAAGAGGCCAACGCCAUCACCCAAAUCUUCUGCAGCAACCGUGAAACCCCGCUGCUCAUCGGAUCCGUCAAAUCCAACAUGGGACACGCCGAGCCGGCCUCGGGCUUGUGCUCCGUCGCCAAGAUCCUGCUCUCCGUCUCCCGGGGCCUGAUCCCCCCGAACUUGCACUACAGGAGCCCCAACCAGUACAUCCCGGGUCUCAGCGACGGCCGCCUGCAGGUCGUCACCGAGCCGACCCCACUUGAGAGCGGAGUCAUUGGAGUGAACUCCUUCGGAUUCGGAGGUUCCAACACUCACGUCAUCCUCAAGGUCGCCGACCACGAGGCCAAGCCCCUCCCAGCCCCUGAAUUCACGAAGGUGCUCUGCUACUCCGGCCGUACCCAGGAUGCCGUCAACCACGUCUUCGAGAAUGUUGAGGCUCACGCCGGAGACUACUACCUCCAACAGCUCCUGGCCAACCAGGCCAAUCUGCCACCAAAGGACACUCCCUUCCGUGGAUACAUGCUCCUCAACCGCAAGGGAGAACUCCCACCUAUCAAGGAUGUCCAGAAGGUGAGCAUCACCGAGCCCCGCCCCGUCUACUUCAUCUACUCUGGAAUGGGCUCCCAAUGGCCAGGAAUGGCCCAAGAUCUGAUGGCCAUCCCCGUCUUCAACGAGUCGCUCCUCAAGUGUAGCCAUGCUCUCGACGAAUUCGGAGUGGACGUCUACAAAAUGCUCCAAAGCUCCGACCCAUCCCAAUACAAGAACAACACCCUCAACUGCAUGCUCGCCAUCUCCGCCAUCCAGGUCGCCCUCACCGAUCUGAUGAAGCACCUCGGAGUCGAGCCCGAUGGUAUCAUCGGACACUCCACUGGAGAAAUGGGAUGCGGUUACUGCGAUGGAGCCCUCACUGCCGAGCAGACGAUGAAGCUCGCCUACCACCGUGGAACUUCGAUCAUGAACUCGAAGAUCGAAGUCAAGGGCGGCAUGGCUGCUCUUGGAAUCACCUGGGAGGAGGCUUCGAAAAACUGCCCUCCUGGAGUCGUCCCCGCUUGCCACAAUGCCCAGGACAACGUCACCGUCUCGGGAGAUGCUGAAGCCAUCGACAAGUGGUGCGAGGAGCUGAAGGCCAAGGACAUCCUGGCCCGUGCCGUCGAUUCUUCCGGAAUUCCCUUCCACUCGCCGGCCAUGCUCAAGGUCAAGGAGCCCAUGUUGGCUGCCAUGCGACAGGUCGUCACCGAGCCGAAGCCCCGCUCUUCGCGCUGGAUCUCGACUUCGAUCCCGGAAGAUGAAUGGGACAGCGAGCUGGCUUCGACUUGCUCUGCCGACUACCACGUCAACAACGCGUGCAGCCCGGUGCUGUUCUACGAGGCUCUUCAGAAGAUCCCGCCAAACGCCGUCACCAUCGAGUUGGCGCCGCACUCGUUGAUGAACGGAAUUCUGCGCCGAUCUUUGCAGAAGACCGUCUCCAACGUUGGGCUGAUGAAGCGUGAUGUGGAGAAUGAGCUUGAGCAAUUCCUCGGAGCGCUCGGAAGGGCCUACCAGGCCGGAGUGACGAUCCACGUCGAGAACCUGUACCCAAGGGUUGAGGGCCCAGUGCCCAAGAACACUCCCAUGAUUGGACCCAUGUGGAAAUGGGACCACUCCCACGACUGGCCGGUCAUCGACGGCAAGUUGAUGGCUUCCGGAGGUGGUGGAGGUCUGCCCUCCUCGGCCUCGUACACCAUCGACCCGUUCGCCGCCGACUCCAAGGAGGCCUACCUCCUGGACCAUUGCAUCGACGGAAGGGUCCUGUAUCCGUUCACCGGCCAUAUGGUGCUCGCCUGGAAGACGCUCUGCAAGCUGAAGGGAGUCGACUUCUUGAAGACGCCCGUCGUUCUGGAGAACAUCAACGUCUACUCGGCCACGAUUCUCACCAAGCCAAUCAAAUUGGACUGCGUGAUCACGCCUGGAACCGGGCAGUUCGAGAUCAUCUUCGACGACCAGGUGGCGGCUUCUGGACAUAUCUACAUUCCGGACGACACGCAGCCGGCGUACUACGGAAAGCUCGAAGACAUCCGCACUUCCGAAAUUGCCGACCGCAUCGAGCUCGACACCGAGGAUGCCUACAAGGAGUUCCUCCUCCGAGGCUACGAAUACGGCCAGGCCUUCCGCGGCAUCUACCGCACGUGCAACUCCGGAGAGCGCGGAAAGCUGUACUGGACCGGCAACUGGGUGACAUUCCUCGAUUCGCUGCUCCAGACAGCGCUACUCGCCGAGCGCGCUGACACGCUGCGUCUGCCGACCCGUGUCCGCUACCUCCGCGUCGACCCGGAGAAACACCUCGCCAGCGUCAUCGAGCAGGACGGCAUCCAAGUCAUCGAACUCCGCAACGACCACGCCACCAACGGAUGUGUCGCUGGAGGCGUCGAAUGCUGCGACCUUACCGCCCACACUGUCGCUCGCCGCAUGCAAACUUCCGGCCAGCUCUACCACGAGAAGAUCUUCUUCGUCAAGCACUUCGACAAGGAGGCUUUCCUCGAGUUCCCCAAGGAGAAGGCCGCCCUCGCUUCCUACCAAAAGGUCCUCCACGCCGUCGUCGCCAAGGGAUUGGCCAACUGGAAGGAGCAGGGGCUCCUCGACAAGUUCCGCUUCGGCAAGCUGCUGCAGAGCCUGGCGAAGUCGUCCAAGUCGGAGGAUGUUACCGAGGAUGAAGUCACUCGCUGGUUGAACGACCAGAAGGCGCCGCUCCUCUACGCCCUCAACGACUCCUUCGAGACCCCCUUCCACCGCGAGGACACACCCGCCGAGUACGAGGAGAUCAUCCGCAACAAGCUGAAGGCCCUCAAGUCCACCUUCGAGCGCGACUUCUACUGGAACAGCGCCAUGCUCCACGACCGCAUCUACAAGACCGUCCAGGACAUCACCAUCGAGAACUCGGCCGGCCACAACUCGAAGUGCCUCUGCAUCGAGCUCACCUCCACCGAGCAGCUCAAGCUCGCCCUCGAGGCCGUCUCCUCGCACCCGUUGCUUGAGCUCGACUGGUUCGUCGCCGGGCCUGAGGUUGACCAGCUCGACGAGAACUCGUUGGAGCAGAUCGGGGCCAAGAAGUUCAAGCUGUCGCUGGAUGACCCAGCUUUCAACGGCUCGAACGAGGUCAAGAACAUGGAUUACGUCGUUGUUGAUCGCGUGCUGUCCAAGAAGUCCAACCCCGGAGCCUACCUACAGGCCCUGAAGCACCUCCUCCGUGAUGACGGUUUCGCCAUCGUCACCGAGUACACUUCUGACUUUGAGCUGGCCGCUACCGUCAACACCCUGCUCGGCGAGGACAUCGACGUCGCUGAGAGCCGCCAAUACGGAGCCUACUUCACCCACGAGGCUCUCGUCAAGGUCUUCGAGGAGAACGGAUACCGCAUCUGCAACUACCAAUCCGACCCGAUCAUGAUGUCCACCAUCUACUGCAUCCGCAAGAUCCCCACCCAACCCCGUGAGCCCACCUUCAUCGAUGUCGACGACAUCAAGGACUUCACCUGGGUCGAGCCCCUUCAACAAGCCGUUGAAGAGCGUCUGAACGAACCCGAGUACAAGACCAUCUGGCUCAACUCCACCAAGGUCCGCAACAACGGAGUCGUCGGAAUGGCCCUCUGCUUCGUCGAGGAGAACUUGAAGGCCAACCGCUUCCGCACCCUCGUCGACAUGUCCGUCAAGAAGGGCAACCGCACCGGCCCACCCGCCCUCACCCUCGACAAGGACAACGUCAAAAAGAUCAUCGAGCUCGACAUGCACGCCAACAACUACCGUGACGGCGAAUUCGGAUCGAUGCGUCACAUCGUUGUUCGUGAUGAGGAUGCCCACCAGACCAAGAUGUGCGAGCACGCCUUCAUCAACACAUUGGUCCGUGGAGAUGUGUCGUCCCUCACCUGGUUCGAGUCUCCCAACCAGUUCUUCCAUGCCGUCGACGAGAAGAAGAAGGGCAACCUCCAGCUCUGCCAGGUCUACUACUCGGCCGUCAACUUCCGUGAUGUCAUGUUGGCCUAUGGACGUCUUCCCCCGGAUGCCAUCCCCGGAAACUUCGCCGAUCGCGAGUGUCUCCUCGGAAUGGAGUUCGCUGGACGUCUCCCAAGUGGAAAGCGCAUCAUGGGUAUUCUCCCAGCUCAAGCCUUGGCCACCACCGUCCUUGUCGACCCGGAAUACGCCUGGGAAGUGCCGGAGAAGUGGUCUCUCGAGGAUGCUGCUACCGUCCCGGUCGUCUACACCACCGCCUACUACGCUCUCGUCCUGCGCGGUCGCAUCAGGAAGGGAGAGAAGGUGCUGAUCCACGGAGGAUCUGGAGGUGUCGGACAGGCUGCCAUCGCCAUCGCCCUCAACCACGGCUGCGAGGUGUUCACCACCGUCGGAUCCGCCGAGAAGCGCGAGUACUUGAAGAAGAAGUUCCCGCAGCUCGAGGACAAGCACUUCGCCAACUCCCGCUCUGCUGACUUCGAGCUCCAAAUCCGCCAGCACACCAAGGGACGUGGAGUCGAUGUCGUGCUCAACUCGCUAGCCCUGCAUAUGCUCCAGGCUUCCGUCCGUUGCUUGGCUCAGCAUGGCCGCUUCCUCGAGAUCGGCAAGGUCGAUCUGUCGCAGAACUCUGCCCUCGGAAUGGCUGUCUUCCUGAAGAACGUCACCUUCCACGGAAUCUUGCUCGAUGCCGUCAUGGACCAAUCGAUCGGAAACCGCGAAGACUGGCUCGAGAUUUCUCGUCUCUUCCAGGAAGGACUCAAGAGCGGAGUCGUCCAGCCCCUCAAGGCCAACACCUACCCAGCCGACAAGGCCGAGGAGGCCUUCCGCUUCAUGUCCGCUGGAAAGCACAUCGGAAAGGUUUUGAUGGAGAUCCGCCCCGAGGAGUCGAAGAAGGUGUGCCCACCUACCCCAAUCAAGGUGAAGGCCAUCUGCCGCACUCUCUGCCACCCCCAGCAUGUCUACAUCAUCACUGGAGGUCUCGGAGGUUUCGGUCUCGAGUUGGCCCAGUGGCUGAUCAACCGUGGUGCCCGGAAGCUCGUGCUCACCUCUCGCAGCGGAAUCAAGACUGGAUAUCAGGCCCGUUGCGUGUCCUUCUGGAGGCGCACUGGAAUCUCGAUCCAGAUUUCGACCCAGAACAUCGCCCGCAAACGCGAUGCCGUUGAGCUGAUCCGUGAGGCUCAAUCGAUGGGAACCAUUGGUGGACUCUUCCAUCUUGCCAUGGUUCUCCGUGAUUGUCUCUUCGAGAACCAGAACGUACAGAACUUCAAGGACGCCGCUGAGGCCAAGUACUACGGUACCAUCAACAUCGACAACGCCACACGCGAGUUCUGCGAUGAGAACCUCCGCUGGUUCGUCGUCUUCUCCUCCAUCACCUCUGGCCGUGGAAAUGCUGGACAGACCAACUACGGAUGGUCCAACUCCACCAUGGAGCGCAUGAUCGACCACCGUCGUGAGGACGGCUACCCUGGUAUUGCCAUCCAAUGGGGAGCCAUCGGUGAUGUCGGUGUCAUCCUCGAGAACAUGGGCGACAACAACACAGUCGUCGGAGGAACCCUCCCGCAGCGUAUGCCAUCCUGCUUGGCCGCCCUCGACCUGUUCCUCUCCUGGAAUCACCCCAUCGUCUCCUCCUACAUCAAGGCUGACCUCGGGGCCAAGAAGUCAUCCGGUGGUGGCAACCUCCUCCAAACCAUCGCCCACAUCCUUGGUGUCAACGAUGUCUCCCAGCUCAACCCUGAUGCCAAUCUCGGAGAUCUCGGCCUCGACUCCCUCAUGGGUGUAGAAAUCAAGCAAGCCCUGGAGCGCGACUACGACAUUGUCCUCUCCAUGAAGGACAUCCGCACCCUCACCCUCAACAAGCUGCAACAGCUCGCUGAAAAUGGAGGUGCCAGCUCGACCGCCCUGCAGACCAACGAGACCGACAUGAGGAAGGAGGGAGAAGCCAACGCCGAGAACAACACCGUCGAGCAGCUCGAGAAGCAGAUGAACCAGCUCUUCAAGAUGCGCGUGGACGUCAACGACCUGGACCCCCAGGACAUGAUCGUCAAGUGCAACAAAGUGGAGGAGGGACCAGUGACCUUUUUCGUGCACUCGAUCGAGGGAAUUGCUACUCCCUUGAAGAAGGUGAUGAACAAGUGCGAGUUCCCGGUGUACUGCUUCCAAGCGACGCGCGAGGUGCCUCAGGAUUCGAUCGAGUCGGUGGCGAAGAGGUAUAUCAAGGAGAUGAAGAAGGUGCAGGCCACUGGACCAUACCGACUUGUCGGAUAUUCGUAUGGAGCUUGCAUUGGUUUCGAGAUGGCGAAGACGCUGCAAGAAAUUGAAGGGCCGGAUGCUGUUGAGAGCUUGGUGCUGCUUGAUGGAUCUCAUCUUUACAUGCAGACCUACAGAAAUGUCUACCGAAUGGCCUUCGGAGUGACUGGCGACACCCUCGUGAACAACCCCUUGUUCGAGUCGGAGAUCAUGUGCGCCAUGACCCUCCGCUUCGCCAACGUCGACUACAAGAAGUUCCGCGUGGAACUCCUCCAACAACCCGGCUUCAAGGCCCGCGUACAAAAGGUGGUGGACACCGUCAUGACGACCGGGCUCUUCAAGUCGGCCGAGACGGUGGCGUUCGCCUGCCAGGCGAUGCACAGCAAAUUCCUGAUGGCCGACAAGUACAAGCCGGACGGAAAGUUCAAGGGCAAGAUCACCCUGAUCCGCGCCGAGCAGGGAGCCGCCCGAGAAGAGGAUGUCGGACAGGACUAUGGUAUCUCCCAGGUGUCCGAGGACUCGCAGGUGUACAUGGUGGAGGGUGACCACGACACGUUCGUGCAGGGCAAGAGCUCCUCGAAGACGGUCGGCAUUAUCAACGAACUGAUCCUCGAGAAGCACAGGCCU
Mesorhabditis spiculigera is the source of this 7773-nucleotide messenger RNA. NCBI's taxonomy places the organism in Eukaryota, Metazoa, Nematoda, Chromadorea, Rhabditida, Rhabditidae. The record is from the annotation of a GenBank genome assembly.